Physella acuta is the source of this 794-nucleotide messenger RNA. Its product is annotated as pro-neuregulin-3, membrane-bound isoform. NCBI's taxonomy places the organism in Eukaryota, Metazoa, Mollusca, Gastropoda, Physidae. The record is from RefSeq and is a predicted model, not a curated record.
UUGGUGCCAUGCUAGUCGUCUGCUUCACCUCAUAGCUCACCCAUGUGUUCCGACGAUGCACCCGGUUAACUGUCGUCUGCUACUGUCAAGUUUGCUUGCUUACGUCAUCCACACCACCGAUGGCUGCGGCCGAAAUCCGGCCCGAACCAAACCCCCACCCACCACCCCGAACCCUUAUGAGAAAACAACCCCCGGGGUCACACCCCCGACCACGACCGUCUACGAGGGUCACCAGAAGGUCUGCACACCCCCGGAGAUCAGGGAGGCUGCAUGUCUCAACGGCGGAGAUUGCUUCGCGUUGGAAUUCUUCGGCGUCAGAUCAGCUCACUGCACAUGUUACGAGUGGUGGACUGGCAAGCGGUGUGAAAGAAUCGAUACCAACAUUUUUGUUAUAUCAGCCGACAAAGUGGAGAAGGCUGGAAUCGCAGCUGGAGUCGUUGCCAUUAUUAUCAUUCUUACAGUCAUCAUCAUUUAUUUGAUUGUACGCAAGAGGAAACAGAGGAGGAUGAGGGCAGAAGAGAACGGACGAUCUAAUGGCCAUGCAUGUAAAUCAUUGUUAACUGACCAAGACAAUAAAAUGACCUCCAUAGAGCUCGAGGAAGCUGUGACAUUAACAACAAAAGUAUGACGUUUAUCUGCCUAAUGCUGGUCUGCUGGUCUAGGAGCAGUCUGCACAUGGACCCAGUGGCGUAGCUAGGGUUACAAUCGACCCCGAAGUUACACUAGGGGUCCAAUAGAUCCUUGGGCACAUCUGUUUCCAAAAUAAAAUAGCCGAUAAAACACACACACACACA